AUGCAUGCGAGAAACGAAAAAAGGGGUCCCACUACGCCACUAUCGCUGUCGAAAUUGCAAAACAAGCGAAAAUUCCAUCCCAAAUCCGAUCUGGCUGAAGCAAAUUCGCCCCUGAUGUUGCAUUCUAUGGCAUCAACCACCACUGAGUACCAAAAAGAGCUUUUGGAGGCCAAAUAUCGCACCUGGCUUGCAGAGAAUGAGCUAGCGAGGUAUAAAGAGGUGUUUGCAUUUUUAGAGCUUGAAAGAGAGUUGGCUUCUUGA
Molecule: messenger RNA, 261 nt
Organism: Sungouiella intermedia
Lineage: Eukaryota; Fungi; Ascomycota; Pichiomycetes; Serinales; Metschnikowiaceae
Source: the annotation of a GenBank genome assembly